Messenger RNA from Mytilus trossulus (common blue mussel), 346 nucleotides. RefSeq lists its product as uncharacterized. Bases 11 to 346 code for a protein of 111 amino acids. The record is from RefSeq and is a predicted model, not a curated record. The transcript is spliced from 3 exons. NCBI's taxonomy places the organism in Eukaryota, Metazoa, Mollusca, Bivalvia, Mytilida, Mytilidae.
AGAUAUCAAAAUGGUUGGAAAUAAAUUGUUAGUCUUCAUUAAUUAUUCGUUUUUAGCUGGUUUGAUUUCUGGAGAUAAACUUACAUGGAUUAACAGCGCAUCAAGAUGUACUCUUGCGAAUCAAAAGGAAAUCCAAACAAUGGAUGUUCUAUACCCGGAAUCAUGGAUAGGAGGCUAUUACCUUACAACUCCAUGGGUGGCAUACCUUGGUUGUUUUUACAAUGUCACCAGCUUCAAUGACGACUCUUUUCGAUAUCCAAAUAUCUCUUCUGCAGCCUGUCUCUUGAAGUGUGAUGAGUUUGAAUAUUUUACUCUAGAGGUAAUAUUUACUGUUUGUUAUUGUUAG